Messenger RNA from Phragmites australis (common reed), 823 nucleotides. RefSeq lists its product as uncharacterized. The record is from RefSeq and is a predicted model, not a curated record. The transcript is spliced from 2 exons. Bases 185 to 601 code for a protein of 138 amino acids. NCBI's taxonomy places the organism in Eukaryota, Viridiplantae, Streptophyta, Magnoliopsida, Poales, Poaceae.
CAAGCCACCGGAUCCUGCCUCCGAAGCUCCCUCCCUCCUAUUUGACCCACCCGGCCAUAUCCUCCUAUUUAAGCCAACCCCCCACCCCCAGGCCAGAACACGCACCCAGAACCACUGGAACACCGCAAAGCCACUGUAACUCCACCGGCCGGACCUCCCCAAUCCGUUGGUCCGACGCACGGCGAUGCCUCCGGCAAUGGCCUUCUCCAACAACUCCGGAGCGCACACCACGGCGGAUGAGGACUACGGUUUUUCUGCCGGCCGUGGCGAGAAGCUCCCCUAUCCAACCCUUACCGCGGCGGGCGCAACCGAGCAGGGCGCAGCCUACUGCAACCCGAGCAUGCACGCCGACAAGGCCAUCCUGCUCGCUCCUCAGGCUGUCAUUGAUAAGGCGACGGCCGCAGACGUCGGCCAUGACAUGAACGAUGGAGCACUCGCUGAACGCGUGCUCCGCGGCCUUCCAAUCCUGGGCCUCGCUGUCGCUUCCUCCGCCGUCACUGCGCUCGCCACCGCCACGCCCACCCCGGCAAUGGGCUUCGGACUGUUCCUGAUGAUACUUAUUGGCCUCUCCGCCGUCAGUAUCCGUGUGCUAUGUGCCUAGGUGUCAUGGUACACAUGCCAUGGGAUCACAAUAAUAAUUUGCACCUGUCCUGAUAUUGGAUGCAAACUGUUUUUCUUUCGUCUCCUUUGUAUUUGUACCUACUUUCAAAAGUUGUGUUUGUAUUUGCAUCUGUUGCUAGAUGGGGCUGAAUUUCCAUGAAGUAUACAAAUAAAUUCACAAGUCAAUCUAUCCGAUCCAAAAGUUGGUUAUUCAUGUACCUUG